Molecule: messenger RNA, 432 nt
Organism: Rhinopithecus roxellana (golden snub-nosed monkey)
Lineage: Eukaryota; Metazoa; Chordata; Mammalia; Primates; Cercopithecidae
Exons: 4
Coding region: 1-432 (143 amino acids)
Source: RefSeq, a predicted model, not a curated record
AUGGAUGAAAUUUAUAAGAUCACUUCCACAGAAAGGGUCCAGCUGUUGGAGAAAAAACUGGCUGUGCAACUGACUGAACUGAAGUCUGAGAUAGAAGAGCAGGGAGCUCUUCAGAGAACAACUAAUCGAGUUUACAGCUCUGUUCAAAUGCCAAAGGAUAUUUAUUACUUUAGAAGAGAGAAGGAACUGGCACUGAAGAAAACCUUACAGGUGGCCGAGUCGAAGUCCUUUGUUGUUCAGGCAGACAUCAUGCAGAGGGAGCUAGAGAGCUGCCUAAGAAGGGAGUACACCCCUGAAAAUUUACCUUUGCUUCUGUUACAGAAACAAGUUGGCUACAUUAUGCAAGAGUACAAUGAUGCCCUUCAGAGAGCUGAAAGAUUGUCUGUUGCUCGAGAAAACUUCCUCAUGGGAAAAACAGUCCUCCUAACUUAG